CUCACCACCAUCAACCCUCGCCAUGCCGCCCAAGUCGGGGUACUCACGGCACCCGAAGCCAGACUGGUCGUGGGCGGGACGCGAGGUAAAGAGAAUAGAGGAGAUAACACCAGAGCACCGGCGGCGAGCUGCAGGUGUAGCACCAGACCAACGCCUGUCAACCUGCCGCUUCGUCGUUGACGCGGCGUCGCGCGAGGCAACGGCUACCGUCAACGAUGGGAACAGCUCCGACUCUUCCCUCGUGUUCCUCAAGGAGGAGACAUGUACGCUCAAGAAGUGCAAGAGUAACCCAUGGUGCUUGAAUCAUCUCGGCGCGAAGGAGUGGGCUUCAGACGGCACCCGGCAGGAGUACAUUGAUGACAAGCUUGGUCCCGAAAUUGUCGUCCGUGAUGGGCCUGCGGGGCUCAAAAACUACGGCGCUACCUGCUAUGCCAACGCCUUCCUCCAGGUGUGGUUCCACAACGUGGCCUUCCGCAACGGCGUGUACGCGGCAGUUGGAACAGCCUCUGCACUGCAAGGUACCCGAAAAUCCAACGGAUCACACAAAGCCAACGGCCCAUCGGGGAGCGCGAGCCCAAGCUCCAGUGCCAGCAGCACCACUAUCGGCGGCGGCUCUGGCUCCGAGGUUGGAAGAAGCAACACGACGCCUCCCGUCCCGCUGUCGCCGCUUCAUCAUCUCGCGAACAUUUUUGCGAUGAUGCACUACUCUAACAAGCCAGUCGUCGACCCGGGAGCGCUUAUCGAGGCGCUGCGCCUCAACAAGGGAGACCAGCAGGAUGCCGCUGAAUUCUCCAAGCUCUUCAUGUCCCUCCUCAGCGACGAGUUCAAGCGCCAUGGAGCGCUCAAGACCUUUGUCAGCGACCAUUUUGAAGGAGUGUACGAGUAUCAGACGCGAUGCCAGACCUGCGGCUACAUGUCAAGGAAUCAAUCCACGUUCUUGGAGCUGGAGAUCAGUCUCCAGGACAAGAAGUCGCUGCAGGACAGGCUGGCACAUCUGCUCACGCCCGAGGUUUUGAGCGGCUCAAACCAGUACCGCUGUCCAGACUGCGAAAGCUUGCAGGACGCGACCCGCUCGACAAUUCUCAGGAAGCUGCCACCAGUUCUCCACUUCAGUCUCCUUCGCUUCGUCUACGACCCCAACUCUGGGACUAGGAAGAAGAGCAAGGCCAGCAUAACUUACCCCCGAGAGCUCAAGCUCGGGGACGACUACUACGAUCUUCGGGGUGUCGUUUCCCACCAGGGUACAAGUGCAUUCCACGGCCACUUCACCUGCGAGGUCUACGACGAGGACCUCAAAGAGUGGUUCUUCACCUCGGAUGAGCAGGUCGAGAAGCUCACCGAACGGCAGAAAGCCAACAACAAGCGGCUGAAACUUGAUCCCGACGUCGUCGAGGAGCAGGUGUCCAAGGACGCCUACAUGUUCGUCUACAAACGGCGCGAGAUGCACCCAACACCACAGGACAAGCCGCCAGCGUCAAUGUUGGAGGCCCUCGACGCCGAGAACGCAGCAAUGCAAGCCGAGAUUCAUGAGCGCGACCCAAGGCGUGCCGCGAUCGCGGAAGAGUUUGACGCGCUGUUUGCUGCCAAGAUCAGCGUCUUGGCCCAGCUCAGAGGCGAGGACAAGCUCGUUCCAAGAGAUUCUCUUCGGAACUGGAUCAAGUCGCGUGACCUCGACUCGCCGUGGGACUACACUGGAGUCACUUGCGAGCAUGGCAAUAUUGACCCAGCGCAGGCUGGCGACCUCCGCCUCAUCUCGCAGGCGGCUUUCGAUCAGCUCAAGGAAUACAGCGCUGAGCUUGCCGAGGACAGGACUCUCCGGGACAUCGACAUUUGCGCCGAAUGUGUUGCGGCGCACUUCAGCGACGAGGUGCAGGAGGCGGACCACAAUGCACAAGUCCGCGAGUUCGACCAGCUCAACAACUCGGACGACGGCGUGCAUCGCUACGCUGUCCCACUGGACUUUGUUAAGGACUGGCGCAAGCGCGAGCUGUCCACACCGAGCCCCAUGCCUAGCGAUGUCGAGUACUCGCUCUUCUGCGAGCACGGGCGGCCGUGGGGCAAGAAGAAGGUCAUCUGGGCUUCUGGUGCUGCCCUCAUGUUCCUGCGGUCCAUCUUUGGCGAGUUUGACGCCUACGCUGAAGGCUCAGACUUCUGCGACACCUGCGAAGCCAAGACGCAAGCCAACGUUGAAGCUCGGAAGGUAUGGAAACUGCAAGUCAAGGAGGAAAAGUCGCUCCAGAGUCAACUGAACAUGCGGCGCAUUCUCGACGUCCCCAACUACAUGAUGCCCAAGAACUUUGCCAACGUCUGGCGAAGCUACCUCGAAAACACCGGACCACGGGCCAAGCUGGAACCUGAACUCUGUCGUCACAACCUCCUGGACUUUGACCCCCAGGUCGAACCACGCGACUAUAUGACUGAGGACGGGUGGAUUAAACUGUGCCAGCUGUAUGGCCAUGACCCGCAGGAUGCGAUCACAGCGGUCUUUACUUCGGCGCCGCCGGAGGGCAAGACAUGCAGCAUCGACAAGGUCAGCGUGGCGACCUGCGAGGAGUGUCGCAAAGAGAGGCUGUCCAACUUUGAGGAGAUGCAGCUUACUAUCGUCAUGGGAUUGGACACCGUGCCGACGGCAACGAAGUCAGCGUCCUCGACCCGCAGCCGCCGCAUCGGCACGACGCGUAACAAGCAGACGCAGUUGGAUGUCAAGAAGAACACGAGUGUCAAGGACAUCAAGGUCGAGCUGUAUCCGAUUCUCGGAGUUGGUCCGCUCCACCAACAGCUGUACUACCGGGGGCGUGAGCUUGCGUCUGACGAGACGGUCGAAUCGAUUGGUCUUCUGGCGGGCGACCACCUGAACGUUGUCGAGAUUGUCGAGGUUGAGGACUUUGAAGCGGCCGGGGAAGAGGGCUUUGGAGGAACGGCCCUCGUCGGCCGCCUGGCGUGCCCCGCCUGCACAUACUCAAACGAACCCGACGCCGAGAUGUGUAUCGUGUGCGAAACGGCCUUCUUAUCAUGAGCCGUCGCAACACUGUGUAACAUACCAUCAUCAUCACUAGUACCAUGAACAAACAAUCCCCAGCAUCGCCAUACCAAGCUGUAUGUAGGCCAUAGCCAGAUCCCAGAUGAUCAACUGUAACAUGCAUUCAUGUGCC
Messenger RNA from Vanrija pseudolonga, 3152 nucleotides. RefSeq names its product Ubiquitin carboxyl-terminal hydrolase 48 (gene USP48). Bases 23 to 3016 code for a protein of 997 amino acids. The record is from RefSeq and is a predicted model, not a curated record. Gene Ontology annotation, molecular function: protein binding; cysteine-type deubiquitinase activity; cysteine-type endopeptidase activity. The transcript has 13 exons. NCBI's taxonomy places the organism in Eukaryota, Fungi, Basidiomycota, Tremellomycetes, Trichosporonales, Trichosporonaceae. Gene Ontology annotation, cellular component: nucleus; cytosol. Gene Ontology annotation, biological process: protein deubiquitination.